CCCGGCUUUUCCAUGUCCCGUAUCUCUAGUAAUCGACAGGUGUUCGGUUCUAUCCAGUUGGUGAACGAUGGGUCGUGUUAUUCGCGGACAACGUAAAGGCCACGGGUCCGUCUUUCGCUCUCACACGAAACAUCGCAAAGGAGCGGCCAAACUGAGAACUCUAGACUACGCAGAGCGUCACGGUUAUAUCAAGGGUAUAGUCAAGGAGAUCAUCCACGACCCGGGUCGUGGCGCUCCCCUCGCUAGAGUGGCAUUUCGUGAUCCUUACCGUUACAAAUUGAGAAAGGAACUGUUCAUAGCAACAGAGGGGAUGUUCACAGGACAAUUUGUCUAUUGCGGAAAGAGAGCAUCUCUUGCAGUCGGAAACUGCCUGCCAGUAGGCUCCAUGCCAGAAGGGACUGUUGUGUGUGCACUUGAACAGAAACCUGGGGAUGGUGGUAAGAUGGCCAAGGCAUCUGGCAACUACGCAACUGUUGUGUCUCACAAUCUUGACACAAGGAAAACAAGACUACGACUGCCAUCAGGAGCAAAGAAAGUCAUCUUGUCGACAUGUAGAGGCCUCAUAGGUAUUGCUGCUGGUGGAGGAAGAAUAGAUAAGCCUCUACUGAAAGCAGGACGAGCUUAUCACAAGUACAAAGUGAAGAGAAACUCAUGGCCACGUGUUCGCGGUGUGGCGAUGAACCCUGUUGAACAUCCACACGGUGGUGGUAACCAUCAACAUAUUGGUAAACCAUCGACGGUGAGGAGGAACACUCCAGCAGGUCGCAAGGUCGGUCUCAUUGCUGCAAGAAGAACAGGAAGACUGAGGGGAGGAAAGAAAGUAGUAGCAGGAGACAAGGAAUAGACUGCUACAAAGCUUACAAUAGUGAAAUCAAUAUAAAUACAGUGAAAGUCAAUAA
Messenger RNA from Corticium candelabrum, 899 nucleotides. RefSeq names its product large ribosomal subunit protein uL2-like. The transcript is spliced from 4 exons. The record is from RefSeq and is a predicted model, not a curated record. Gene Ontology annotation, molecular function: RNA binding; structural constituent of ribosome. Gene Ontology annotation, cellular component: ribosome; cytosolic large ribosomal subunit. Gene Ontology annotation, biological process: cytoplasmic translation. NCBI's taxonomy places the organism in Eukaryota, Metazoa, Porifera, Homoscleromorpha, Homosclerophorida, Plakinidae. The coding region runs from base 68 to 844 and encodes 258 amino acids.